GAGGGUGGUCAAAGUUCCAGGUACAAAGUCAACAAACAGCCACAGUCUUAAAAUGAAGGAUCCUAUCAGCACCUGCUCUUAUAACCAACUCUAUCAAAAUGUGAAACAAUUUUCAAAAACCGGGGAGUACUUCUGCAAAGAACUUAUGACAGUUUUUCAGCAAAGGGCUGAGCUGGAACUUACUUAUGCCAAAGGACUACAAAAACUUGCUGGCAAACUCAUCAGGGCCUCCAAAGGAAUGUCAAAUAAUACCACCUACAGUGCCUGGUGUCAUGUGUCAGAUGAGAUGUACUCGAGAGCAGAUGCCCACAGAUCAUUAGGAAAUGCAUUUCAGCAAGAAGCAAUCCUGGAAAUACGACAAGUCUUAGACGAGCAUAAUAAGAGGAAGAGACCUCUUGACAAUGCCAUUGAAAGAACUGGGAAAUUUGUGACGACUAAUUGGAGCGAGCAACUCAAGGUAAAGAAGAAAUUGCUUGGAUUAACAAGAGAGCAUGAGGCUUUGUUCAACUUUGUUGAGAACAACAGGCAAAUGUGCACAGAAAAAGAAAAACAAAAGAUGCUGAACAGGCUGACUAAGUCUGCAGAGCUGCAGGCGCAGGUGGAUGAGGAGUACUUUAAUGUCAACAUGGAGGGUCAUCAGAUGAGGCUCAAGUGGGAAAACACACUGAAAAACUGCUACCAGAUCAUACAGGAGGUGGAGAAACAGCGGGUUGAAGUUCUUUGCAACAUUUUGAGUAGAUACAACCUCCACAUGUUCAGCUUUGGGCAGACCCUCAAACAUGGCCAGAGACAGAUAGAGCAGACGGUCCAAAGGGUGGACAUGGAUAAAGACAUACAGACCCUGGUGAAGGAAAACAGCAUCACAGCUGAAGAUCACAAAGCUGAGUUUUUGAUGGCUGAUUAUUUUGAGGAGGACAGCAAAUCACUGAUGGCCAAAGGCCGAAGAACAGAGGCCAUAAAACUCAAACUGCAGCGUCUGGAGGACAGUAUUACAAAAACAAAGAAAGACCGUGAAGGAAUUGAAAAACUGAUGAGAACAUAUUCUGAAAAUCCAUCUUUUUCAAACCAAAAGAACCUCGAGGAAACUGAACUGCAGAUUGAUGAGAGUACUCUAAAACUGGAUCUCCUUGACGCCACUCGCUACAAACUCUCUGCAUCACUGUCUGAAUUAGAGGGGAAACCCAAGACCUUUCACCGAUUCAGUGAAAGCAUUGUGAAAUGGAAAGACAAGGACUGCGAGCACAGCGUUGUUCAACUGACCCGUCCAGUCAAACUCAGGAGGACCCCGUUCAGAUCCCGACAAUCACUGAGAGCUUCCAUCAUUUACAAAGGGCCUGUUGAGUUUGAGGCACAGCUCAAGUCCGCGGAGGCUUCGCCGCCAAGUGCCAACGACCAAGUCCCUUCACCAGCUACAACACAUGAAACUGUAGAGGGUGGCAGUACUGUUAAUGGACACCUGCCUCCCAAUGAUGAUGACAAAGAACAAGUUCAAGUAACACCGGAGCUGUGCAGUAUCGGGAAAUGCAAGGCCCUGUACAGUUACACACCUGAACAGGACGAUGAGCUGACUUUGAAAGAAGGAGAUCUUCUAGACAUUUACGGGAAGGAGGAGAACAGCUGGUGGUUUGGCAAACUUCACGGGAAGAAAGGCUAUUUCCCUUCAACCUAUGUUGAGGAGCUGCCUGUGUUGAGCAGCGUCAAAUCAUCCGAUGCCUGACGGACACAACUAAUCUACAACUACACUAUAGAACUCACCCUGAAUCAAAAAGAUUCAGUUCUAAAGAGCCGAACAUGUAAUGACAACUGGAAGCCUCAAACAAACUAGAAAAUGUGUUUGUACCGACUGAUGAUAUUCAUGGCUUUAAAAUGUUAAUAAAAACAAAAGCAGAGUUUAAUAAAUGCUUCUCUGCUGUCAGUUAGGAUCUAUGAUUUUCUCACUGCUCUCUCGAGAUAUUUUGUAAUGUAGUUAGAACUCAUAAGUGUCUUUUUUAAUUCCAAUAUUGUGUUUUUCAUUAUUUAUGCCACAUUGUGUACAGAUGAACUCGACUAUAGUGAGUGGUUAACAUGUAUUUUAAUAGGUUAAUGAUUUACUGAGUAAUGACUUGAGAAAAUAAAUGAAAACUGUUUAUCUCAUAUGUGAAUGAUCAAUUAAUAUAUUAACGUUUACUUCUGGAGAACAUCUACAGUAAACGGGUGAACCUUUCAGGACUUAGAGACCCCAGAACACCUGUUACAAACUCCAAGGUUUCAAACAAUGCCAAUUAGCAGUAUCCACUAAACGGUGAUACGACCAUGCUCAAUAAUGAGACAGGACAUUAACACCAGUGUUGAUAUAUUAAUUACAUUUUCUUUAUUCAUUCUUAUAAGCAUUUUCCAUUAUCCUCCCUCCAAGUUUGCUGAGGACCCCCACUUUGAAAAUCACUACAUUAGUCCACAUUGCAGCAAGAACUUCAUUGCAUGGCAUUUUAUUCUCCCAUUCAUUCUAUUUUAGCAGCGAGCCUGAGAGAUAAACUCCUUCCUGACGUUUGCCAGGAAUGCUGCCAAGUUAUUGGUCUCCUGAAGCUGGCUUUCCAAGACUGGCAAACACUCAAGCACGGGGUCACUGGACACAACUGUGGAAAAUGAAAAAUGUAAUUAUAGAAGCCAUUUACAAUGGUUGUUGCAGGAUAAGACUGGUGAUAUUCCAUAUUUAUAUUAUUGUCCAUAAAUCCCAUGAAAUG
Messenger RNA from Anarrhichthys ocellatus (wolf-eel), 2720 nucleotides. It is a transcript of the gene nostrin, whose product is annotated as nitric oxide synthase trafficking. Gene Ontology annotation, cellular component: cytoplasm; plasma membrane. Gene Ontology annotation, biological process: signal transduction. Lineage: Eukaryota; Metazoa; Chordata; Actinopteri; Perciformes; Anarhichadidae. The coding region runs from base 53 to 1717 and encodes 554 amino acids. The transcript has 16 exons. The record is from RefSeq and is a predicted model, not a curated record. Gene Ontology annotation, molecular function: protein binding.